GCAGUUUAGCUUGCUGAACCGCUUUGUGUGUCCUCUGUUUUUCAUUUUAGAAAAAAUGUAGAUUUCAAUAGAAGUUGGCUCUUUUAUAAAUGAACCUGGUUAUAACCCUCCCCCCAGCUGCCAGUCAGAAAUCUGGUCCUGUUACUUCCUGGUUUGUUUAGCUCAGUGUUACUUCCUGGUUUGUUUCACUCAGUGGAGAUAAACUCAAGAGGCAGCAGUUGCCCAGAGCACCUGCCUUGCAAAGACUUCUCAUUGAGCUGCUGUGAUUGGACAGACACCGGAAGCCUGGGCGGAGCAGAGUCGGCUGCUUGGCCAUGAGGAUGAGGCGGGGCCUGACUUGCGCAGUUACUACAGUCACCAUCACCGCUGCGCUAGCUGCCAUGGGAAGCAUCCUGUCCUCUUAUUGGUUCCAUACAUCCAAUUCUUGCCAUUCCACCAUGGCUGCGCAUGUCAAGGCGUUAACGUCUCCAUACCCAGGAUCCCAGGUUAAUCGGUGGCCAGUCCCUUCAGAAAAGGUCAGCUGGUCCAUAGAAUGGCCAGAGUAUAAACCUGUUGAGUACACUGCCCCCUCUGUGCUCGCUCAGCCCCCCUGGGCAGACCCUCCACUCAGUGAUGGCAAGUUCUCUCCACAAUUCAAUACCCUUGAUGGAAAGGUGCAGAGAGAGAGUUUAGAAGGAACCUAUCACACAGAGAAUGGGGCGCCACGGAACCCUGCAGGGCGUACAGGGAUAAUAGGAAGGGGCCUACUGGGAAGAUGGGGACCCAACCACGCAGGUGACCCCAUCAUAACAAGGUGGAAGCGUGAUGCCGCUGGUCAGAGAGUGGCCGACCCUGGCUCUGGCAAGCCCAUCCUCCAGUUUGUAGCCAUACAGAGGAAGGACUGUGGGCAGUGGGCAAUCCCAGGGGGCAUGGUGGAUCCCGGUGAGCUGGUGACGGCUACACUUCGCAGGGAAUUCUGCGAGGAGGCUCUCAACUCUCUGGAGAAAGAAGGAGACGAGAAAGAGACAAAGGACAAAAUCCAGACUCUAUUCUCUCAAAAAUCGUUACCGGUGUAUAAAGGCUAUGUAGAUGAUCCCCGUAACACGGAUAAUUCUUGGAUGGAGACUCAGGCUGUUAAUUAUCAUGAUGAAACAGGUGAUUUGCUGGACUUGCUGCCGCUCCAGGCUGGUGACGAUGCAGGGAAGGUGCAGUGGGUGGAUGUAAGCAGUAGUUGCAGCCUGUAUGCCAGUCAUUCCAAUUUUAUCAAGCUGGUAGCAGAGAAGCAUGAUGCCAACUGGUAGGAGAAGAGCCUGACACUCCCAUCAGACAAGCCGCACUAUUCCUGCACUAAAUGACUGCGUACACGCUGUGUGUUCGUCUGUUACACUCUGGUUGCUGCCUGGUGGACAUUCCUUGGCUUUGUGAGAAAGCUCAGCCCUAGACGGUGUGGGCCCUGCCCUUGGAGUGGUUAUUCUGUAUAAAAGCAUUUAAUGGCUGUACUUGGCAGGAUUUGAAGGAUUUCUUUUAUAACCUUUGGAAUAUGACAUGUAAUAAAAGAAUAAUUCAAACA
Messenger RNA from Pelobates fuscus (common spadefoot toad), 1549 nucleotides. RefSeq names its product nudix hydrolase 9 (gene NUDT9). NCBI's taxonomy places the organism in Eukaryota, Metazoa, Chordata, Amphibia, Anura, Pelobatidae. The transcript has 9 exons. The coding region runs from base 315 to 1280 and encodes 321 amino acids. Gene Ontology annotation, molecular function: ADP-ribose diphosphatase activity. The record is from RefSeq and is a predicted model, not a curated record.